Messenger RNA from Rhinolophus ferrumequinum (greater horseshoe bat), 3779 nucleotides. It is a transcript of the gene ARIH2, whose product is annotated as ariadne RBR E3 ubiquitin protein ligase 2. Gene Ontology annotation, biological process: protein polyubiquitination; positive regulation of proteasomal ubiquitin-dependent protein catabolic process; ubiquitin-dependent protein catabolic process. Gene Ontology annotation, molecular function: ubiquitin protein ligase activity; ubiquitin conjugating enzyme binding; zinc ion binding. The coding region runs from base 1845 to 3365 and encodes 506 amino acids. Lineage: Eukaryota; Metazoa; Chordata; Mammalia; Chiroptera; Rhinolophidae. The record is from RefSeq and is a predicted model, not a curated record. The transcript has 17 exons. Gene Ontology annotation, cellular component: ubiquitin ligase complex; cytoplasm.
CAAACUUUUUCCUGUUAGAAUCAUCAUUCCAAAGCACAUAAAUGCGCACAAAUUUUUAUGUGUAUCCUUAAAUGUUUUGGCUUAAUUUUUAAAUUUACUUCCUGGGGAGAGAUUGCCACUAGUUAAAAAUAUUAUCAUCAACCCAAUAAAUGUUUAUUUAAUGGAGUAAUACUGAAAACAAGGUUGGAUCUGUGCCCUUAAGAAACUCACCUUCACCAGGGGAAAGACACAUGAACAAAUAAAGAGGAUUCCAAUAUAUUGUACAUGCACCAGUAUGCUUGUGACCUCAUUCUCUAUUUAGCAAGUGCAAUAAUGCUACAGAAAGACUGAUUGUUCCCCUUAUUCACUGGAAUUUAUUACCAGCAACCCAAAGUGAGAGCUUCUAAUUGACAUUUCAUUUGCAGAAAAUAUAAUUUGGACCCUUUGCUAGUAUAAUUUAAAGGGAUAUGUUUUCUCAAAACAAAUGUAUUAAGGUACACUGGAUGAUAGACUUUUAUGUUGCUAAAUACCAAAUUCAUAAUCCUACAAUAUAUUACUCAUUGCUAUUAAUUUUCACUCCAAAUUAAUUUGGGGCUUUCCAGUAUGUGUUUGACUGCAUCUGAUCUUGGUCCAUGUUCUGUGUUAAAACUGGAAGCUGAAACCCGUAUGUAAGAAAUACAUGAGUGCAUACAAGAAGCAAGCACUAAAUUAGAGAGCCCGUUACACAUCAUUUGUCUCGAAUAUCAGUACAUACACGACUGGUGUACGGGUGGAAAUCGUUUGGAUUAUCUACGGACUUGCACAUCCCAAUACAAUGCCUAACAUCACCAGCUUCACACUGGCGUUUGCACUCGUGCAGCAGCAACCUGAGUGAGCCUCCGUGGCUCGCUCCAUCCAUAACACUUGACAACAGGUCCUAGUAGGUACUAGAAGUCAUAACUGGCACUUCUUAUACUGUUUGAAGAAACUGGGCAGCAAGGCAAUUAAGAGUCAGCCUUGUACAGUCACUGGAAAGCCGAAGAACUGGGCGGCGAAUCCAGUUGAGGAAACGGGAGUGAAAACCCGGCGAGGUCCUGCGGCUCGGGGGCCAACAGGCCACAACCUGAGCGUAGGCGGAAUUCCGGCCCGGCGCGCUGACCCGAAGGCCCUGUUCUCCUUCGUCCAGCGAGCCGAAGGGAAACAACAGUCCUUUACCAACUCCACCGACGUCAGGAUGUCUUCCCGGUACCCGACACUCGAGUUUACAAACAGUGAAGUAAGGAGUCCAUCAGAAAAACGCGGGUUAAAAAUAUCCUGGCGGGCAGCGCUGGGAGGCGAAAGCCAGAAGCGAUGCCGUGACUGCGCUCCAGUAAGCCGAGCCCUCUCGUCUGCUGCCUCUCGCAGCCCUCCGCGCCGGCCGUGCCCUGGUCAGACCCCGGGAUCCAGCGCCGGGAUACCACAGAGCGCCAGCAGAGGGGUACUAUUACCCAGCGCACGCCUCGACCCCUGCGACCGCGGGUCGACCCCGGCCCGGAAGUGACGCAACCACGCCGAGCACUUCCGGAGCGGCGGAGACGGCUCCGCUGGAGGAAGCGACGCGGGCCUUGACCGGCGUCGGCUUGCCGCGUCCGCCGCCGCCGCCGCCGCCGCGCUUGUGUCCGAUCCCUCUGGCCCCGCCCAACCCGGUCUGGCCCGUCCGGGCUCAGCGGCCGCGGGGUCGCGCCUUCCGAUGGAAAUUAUAUGACAGACUAUUUGGGUGACAUCUUCCUGAAAGAUCUUCAAGAAUUGCAGAAGACAAAAACACUAAUGCAUUUGAGAAAGUGGUAAAGUGUGGGGGGAGGGGAAAAACCCUGCUUUCCUGAUCUGCAACUUGGCUGGAUGCUAAGAUGUCCGUGGACAUGAAUAGCCAGGGGUCUGACAGCAAUGAGGAGGAUUACGACCCCAAUUGUGAGGAAGAGGAGGAGGACGAGGACCCUGGUGACAUCGAAGACUAUUACGUGGGAGUGGCCAGCGAUGUGGAGCAGCAGGGCGCCGAUGCUUUUGAUCCUGAGGAGUACCAGUUCACCUGCCUGACCUACAAGGAGUCCGAGGGUGCCCUCAAUGACCACAUGACCAGCUUAGCCUCGGUCCUAAAGGCCGUUGAUGCUCACUGCCAUCAGCUGCACCCUCCUGUGGCACCGGUAUCUCAUUCAGUUGCUAAACUUAUAUUAGUUAAUUUCCACUGGCAAGUUGCAGAAAUAUUGGACAGAUACAAGUCUAAUUCUGCUCAGCUGCUCGUUGAGGCUCGAGUUCAGCCCAAUCCAUCAAAACACGUCACCACAGCCCAUCCCCCUCACCAUUGUGCAGUGUGUAUGCAGUUUGUGCGGAAGGAAAACCUACUCUCUCUGGCCUGUCAACACCAGUUUUGCCGCAGCUGCUGGGAGCAACACUGUGCAGUACUUGUCAAAGAUGGCGUGGGUGUGGGAGUCUCUUGCAUGGCUCAGGACUGCCUGCUCCGAACACCGGAAGAUUUUGUGUUUCCAUUGUUGCCCAACGAAGAACUGAGAGACAAAUACAGGCGCUACCUCUUCAGGGACUAUGUGGAGAGUCAUUACCAGCUCCAGCUGUGCCCUGGUGCAGACUGCCCCAUGGUUAUCCAGGUACAGGAGCCCAGAGCUCGCCGAGUACAGUGCAAUCGGUGCAACGAGGUCUUCUGUUUCAAGUGUCGUCAGAUGUAUCACGCCCCCACAGACUGCGCCACAAUCCGGAAAUGGCUCACGAAGUGUGCAGACGACUCUGAAACAGCCAACUACAUUAGUGCUCACACUAAAGACUGUCCCAAGUGCAACAUCUGCAUUGAGAAGAACGGAGGCUGCAAUCACAUGCAAUGCUCCAAGUGUAAACACGACUUCUGCUGGAUGUGUCUAGGAGAUUGGAAGACCCACGGCAGUGAGUACUAUGAGUGCAGUCGGUACAAGGAGAACCCCGACAUUGUCAACCAGAGCCAGCAAGCCCAAGCCAGGGAGGCCCUCAAGAAGUACUUGUUCUACUUUGAGCGGUGGGAAAACCACAACAAGAGCUUGCAGCUGGAGGCACAGACAUACCAGCGGAUUCAUGAGAAGAUUCAGGAGAGGGUCAUGAAUAAUCUGGGGACGUGGAUCGACUGGCAGUACCUACAGAACGCUGCCAAGCUCUUGGCCAAGUGUCGAUAUACCCUGCAAUACACCUACCCGUACGCAUACUACAUGGAGUCUGGACCCAGGAAGAAGCUGUUUGAAUACCAGCAGGCUCAGCUGGAGGCUGAGAUCGAAAACCUGUCAUGGAAAGUGGAGCGUGCGGACAGCUAUGACAGAGGGGACUUAGAAAACCAGAUGCACAUAGCAGAGCAGCGGAGGCGAACCCUGCUGAAGGAUUUCCACGACACCUAGGCUGGGGCAUGGACGUGCGGGAGUGAGGAAGACGUGGCUACGAGCUCUCCCAGCUGCCAUGCUGCAUGCUGAAGGCUCUGCAUUUCACGACAUCAGGCAACAGCCAGGGCCCCACUCCUGAGAGACACUGGCCACACACACCUCCUAGUCGAUUUCUGUUUCCUUCUCAUCUUUUCGCUUUUUGUUUCUACUAUGGAAGCGGCCAUGUUGAGUUGGCCUCUUUUCAGGACUUUUAAUUCCCCCUGGAUGGUUGUUGGGAGGGAGGGAAGUUUUUUCUGAAUGACUGUUAAUAGUAUUAGAUCAAUACAACUUAUGUAAUUUUCAAAGGUUGUACAAUUAUACCAAAAAAAGUCAACGCAACCAUAGAAUUACACAAAACCCUUUUAAAAAAUAAAUUGGCAUUGGAGUGUUUUA